Messenger RNA from Vollenhovia emeryi, 838 nucleotides. Its product is annotated as mitochondrial tRNA-specific 2-thiouridylase 1-like. The record is from RefSeq and is a predicted model, not a curated record. Gene Ontology annotation, molecular function: transferase activity. Gene Ontology annotation, cellular component: mitochondrion. NCBI's taxonomy places the organism in Eukaryota, Metazoa, Arthropoda, Insecta, Hymenoptera, Formicidae. Bases 90 to 761 code for a protein of 223 amino acids. The transcript has 5 exons. Gene Ontology annotation, biological process: tRNA wobble position uridine thiolation.
AAAGACCAAUCGUCCUGUCGUCGCGGAAUCCACUCGUUGCCAGAAAGAUGGGAAAAAUGUAUAGCUAGCGAGGGCAAAUACUUUGAUUGAUGUGUUCUUUGCUCUUGAUAUCGAUAAUAAAUGAGUCUGUUGAACAAAAAACACCGCGGAAACUAAGUUUACCACCUAGCUUCAACGUCACUGGAGUGUUUAUGAAGAACUGGGACAUUAGAGACGAAACGGGAACGUGUACGGUUGAGAAAGAUUACAACGAUGCUCGCUGGGUCUGCGACAAAUUGAACAUUCCACUGAUACAGGUCGACUUUGUCAAAGAAUAUUGGAACGAGGUCUUUAGCGACGUGGUGGAAAAGUAUCAGAAUGGUUAUACUCCAAACCCAGAUAUUUUAUGCAACAGGAAUAUCAAGUUCGAUAAAUUUUUUCAUCUCGCGCGCAAUAGACUCGAAGCAGAUGCGAUUGCAACGGGUCAUUACGCUAAAACGAGCUUCGGACCCUAUCUAGAGAAUUAUAAAGCGGACACUAACGCGCGUCUGUUACAGGCACAAGAUAGCAAUAAGGAUCAGACGUUCUUCCUGAGCCAAAUACCGCAACGGACCUUGAGACGGUGUAUGUUUCCUCUUGGGGAUUACCUGAAGAGUCACGUGAAGGCGAUGGCUGCACAAGUGGGAUUGCACAAGAUCGCACGGAAGAAGGAAAGCAUGGGUAUUUGCUUCGUGGGGAAACUAUGUACAAGAUCAAUCUGGCGACUAUGUAGAUUUGGAUAGUGGACUGUCGAUAGGCAGACACGAUGGCAUUCACAAACGGACGAUAGGGCAAAAAUGUAACAUUGGCGGUUGCCACA